CCUAGCAUCUCUCCCUGCCACACCAACCAGUCCCUGAUCCGGUUCAAGAUGGCUCCUCUUCCCGAUUACUAUGCCGUCCUGGGCGUCUCUCCUACCGCUACGCCCUCCGAGGUUCGAGAGGCAUACAAGCGACAGUCCCUGCAAUGCCAUCCAGACCGAUUCCCCAAUGUGCCAGAGGCAGAGAAGCAGAGGCUCACAACAAAGUUCCAGUCGCUUGCUGAUGCAUACUACGUCCUGAGCAACGCAGAGAGACGCGAGGAGUAUGAUGGUCUACGGGGAUCACAAGGAUUCCAUGCCUUUGGCGAGGGAGAGGAAGAAAAGGAGCAACGGUCGACUGCCGGUACUUUCAACGAUGUCUUUGCCGAGCUGCUACGCCCAGAGGUACAAAGGGUAGUUCCGAUCUGGAAGUGGGUAGGCAGUGCAUCGGGAGCUGGUCUGGGCUUCAUCCUAGCGAACAUUCCCGGUGCCAUCGGAGGAGCCGUGGUGGGCAACCGGAUUGGAGCGAUUAGAGAUGCAAAGGGAAAGUCUGUGGGAGCCGUGUUUAUGAAUCUGUCAGCCGGCGACCGAGCUGCAGUGCUGAAAGCACUUGCGGUCAAGGUACUGGGUUCCCUCGGAUGAUUAGCAAUGGGACUAUCACUCGUUAGGAUAUGCCCUCCUCGGCCGGGCCAUUCUCCCCAGCCACCCCGCAAAGGCGGGCUAGAUACCCCCUUCUCCUCUGUCCUGGCCACGACCAUGCCUGUCUCAUAGUCUGAUUUUCACUUGUCAUUGUCAUGUCUGCCUGCUGCGAUGCCUGGGAUC
Microstroma glucosiphilum is the source of this 798-nucleotide messenger RNA. RefSeq names its product DnaJ-domain-containing protein. Gene Ontology annotation, cellular component: nucleus; cytoplasm. Lineage: Eukaryota; Fungi; Basidiomycota; Exobasidiomycetes; Microstromatales; Microstromataceae. The coding region runs from base 49 to 618 and encodes 189 amino acids. Gene Ontology annotation, molecular function: protein folding chaperone; protein-folding chaperone binding. The record is from RefSeq and is a predicted model, not a curated record. The transcript has 5 exons.